This is a messenger RNA of Cladocopium goreaui, 3683 nucleotides long. The record is from the annotation of a GenBank genome assembly. NCBI's taxonomy places the organism in Eukaryota, Dinophyceae, Suessiales, Symbiodiniaceae.
CGGCCAUGGCCACGGAGCUAGAGGCGGUGUGCCGCAGCGAGGCUUCGCGUGUGGUCUUCGCCCUCCGCGGCAACCGACGCUUUGGCACUCGAAGUUGGCGGGACUUGGAGGAGACCUCGCCUCUGCGGCAGCUCUGUUCCUGGCGGCUCAAUGGAUAUGGCCCCAACGAGCUGUUGGAGCCGCUGCUCCGGGUCAUUCGAAGUCCAGACUUUGGGGGGCCUGCGACCUUUGUGGCGUUGGAGGCAACACAAAAUGUCGUUGUAGCCAUUUGCGAAGAGCAAAGGAGCCAGAGCACAGAGGCUUUGAGGCAUUUAGCAACAACCCUUGUGGACGUUUGCCGUGCAGCCUGCGACUGUGUCUUUGAGGCGCUUGGAGCAGUGGGGAAAACACCAAAGCCAGGCGACUGCUGCGCAGAUGAUUGCCCUCAUAGGUCUUUGCUGUUCAGCGGCUCCGUGGCCCCCAACUUGGAGACGAAAGCGGACGAACGCAUGGGCCCAGAUGCAGUGCUGAUCUUCUCACCACAGGACCGUGUCAAGGCCUUUUCCAAGGUGCUUCAAUUUUGGAGCCACUACCGUGAGUCUCACACCUUGCGUGCCUCUGCGCUGGCCACGCUCCAACGGAUGUUGGACUUGACGCUAGUGGAUCUCACAUCGCCGGCUCGCUACGAAUUUUUGCGGGUAAUCCUAGGGAUGAUGGCCGCAGAAGCGGAACCUGGGAUGGCCAUGGAACGCGCCUUGCUGUAUUUGAGAUGUUUGCAGAGACUGGCCAUGCAUUCGACCUCUCGGCGCUGGGCCAUGUCAGAGCAGGGGCGAUUUUUCCAGAAUGACAUCCCCUUGCUUUUGCUUAGCUUUUGCAAAGUCUUCCCUGGGAGCUUGCCGCUCUUGACCUUGCUACUCCCGGUGCGUUGUGAAUCGCAUUUGUUGGCUCUGCGUGGAUUUUUGGGCCGACAAGGCAGGACUGUGGCCAUGACCAUCCAGGGGUCCAUGACCAUCCAGGGGAUCAAGAGGGUUCAUCCUCAGACAUGGCAAUUUUCCGAAGACUUCGCCGGCGAGAGGGGACCACACAUGGGGCGGUGUGUUUUGGACCAAAAAGAGUAUCCAGGUGUCAUGGGUCUCAGCGCUGCCACUGCAGCCAUGGGAAAAUCCAGUUCGAAGUGGAGAGCGCCACUGUCAGAUGCAGAAGUUGCUGGUUUGGCCGAUGGAAUGUCGCUGGCAGGUGCUCCAUUGCAACCGCCCAAGUUGCUCCAGAUGGGUUGGAAAGAGGGGCAGGUCUUUACCGCCUUAGAUGACCCAGAUCGUACGGAACUGCCGUGGCAAGGUCCCAGCUUUCUGGAACGGAAGGAUCCCAAGCUGCAGCGUGGCAAGACGCAAUGGGAAGAGCUGGUGGUCCCCGGUGGGCCUGGUAGAUUUGCAGGUGUGGUGACUGGGGUCUUUGAUGAGGAUGAUUGUGCAGAACUCAUCGAGUGCAUCAACCAGAAAGGCUUCACCCCUGCUUUGUUGAACAUUGGUCAUGGCCGCCAGAUGCUCGAUCUAAAGGCCCGUGAUGGGCACCGGGCCAUUGUGGAUAGCCCUGAGCUCAGUGGAUAUCUUCUGGAGGUCUUGCGUCCUUACCUGCCCGAGACCUUUCAACGUGGCACAUUGAUCGACCUCAACGAGCGCUGUCGGGUACUGUGCUACACGCCCGGCCAGGAGUUCCCGGCCCACUACGAUGGCACCUUCCGGCGGCCCCGGCCGGACCCCCGCGCCGGGGAUCGCUCCAUGAUCACGGUGCAGGUCUAUCUUCACGACGUGCCGGAAGGAAGUGGCGGUGGUACCACCUUCAUGAAAGACUCAGAGGAGGUGGUUUGCUGUUGUCAGCCCCGGGCGGGAAGUGUGUUAAUCUUUUCACAGAACUUGCUUCAUGAAGGUUCGCUGCUGAAGAGCGGCUUGAAGUACACCCUGCGAACUGAGGCAGCAGGUUCCAGCAGCGCUGCUUUGGGAGCUUUGCAGGUCGAUGCGCUACUUUCCGGGGUUUACAUUCGGAGCCUGGACUAUGCAGUGGCUCCCUUGAUCACGUCGGAGGCUGCUCCAGUUACGCCUGAGGAGGCAGGAGCUACGAAACUGUUGCUGUUAGAAUCCCUCUACGACUUGUUCCAACCAUCUUUGGUUCAAGCUGUUUGGUUUUCCUUCGAUGGAGACUGGCGUCGACCGCCUUUAUUGGAACAGGUGGCCGGUAAAGCCGUGGAGCUGGUGACCAAAAGGCCACCCAGCAGUGAACGGCCGCUGCCGGCCCAUUUGAUGCAACUCUGUUCUGCGGUUUUGACCCGCAUCGUCAGUGCCUUCGUGGACGUCAGUGCUGAAGGCACUGCCAAGGGAUCACACAUGCUGAGGUGGCAGCUGCGUUCAGAUCUUCGCGAGCUGAUGACGAAGAUUGAGGAAAGCCCAAAGAAGGCGCGUGGCGCCUUUGAGAAAUCUUCCUUGUUGGAGGUGGUACCAUUACCCCCAGGUUCCUCCUGUGAAGCCAGCGAAGAGUGGGUCUUCAAACUGAUUUGGCUCUUCCGCACAGUUCACUUCCUGGUGCCCUACAGCGCUGUGGGCGAGUUCUUCGGUCAGCCCAAGGAGGACAGUGAAAAGGCCGUGACGACUUUUGUCCGCGGGCUCGAUAUCACUGCUGCUCCGUGGCGAGCCGCGCUGCGAUUCUCCGGCGGCGAACGGCUAGGCCUUUUUGCUUCCGAAGGAAGCACAGCAAAUCGACCGCAUCCUCCGCGUCUUCGCCUGGAGCCAAGUGGCAAAGCCCAUGCCUACUACCACAAACACGUUGAGCAUUGCAGAAGUUCUGGGAAGGAGGCAGUCCACUGGUGCAGUAUCACCUCUGGUAGCAUGACUAAGGGAGCUGGAUAUUUGAAACAUCCAGAUGCUGCCUACACAUUUGCAUUCAUCUCUGCUGCGCAAGGGACCGGGGCGGUGCGGUGCAUCAUGGCUGAGGUGGUCGAGUCCUGGGAAGAUCUGUGCCCCAAGAAGAAGGGCCGCAAAGCCAAGAAACACCAGGAGAAAGAGAAGCCUCCCGUGGUGCACCAAGCCUCCGCCGUGCGCAUCCGCAAGAAGAAGGACACGGCACCCGACGAUCCAACGCCUGCGAUGGACGAUCCAACGCCCAGCCCGGUGGUGAUGCCAGCGCCGCGCUCCGAGGCGCCACAGGCGCCGGUGCCACAACAGACCACCUGGCAGCCCAAUCCCAAUGCGACCCCCUGGGAGAUGUGGCAACAUCCGGUGAAUUCCUAUGGGAAUUCCUAUGGGAACAUUGGGAACUAUGAUGCCUUUUCAUACCAGGCAUACACACCCUAUCAGUACCAAUCAUUUCCAUACUACCAGGCCUAUGCGCCACCGGCAGAACCGGCACCAGCGGCACCGGUUUCCAAGUGGGUACCACCUUCGGAUGUGAAUGAUGUGACGGAUGUGAAGAUCUCCCCAACAACGGCGACUCCGGAACCUGAGAAAUCGGACUCCGAGAAGGGCAAGGGCUGUGGCUGCGAGGAUUGGGAAGAGCUCUAUGAUUCAGAGCCAGGCAGUACGGAAGUCCAUUCCGCCGCCUCCUCAAUCCAUUCAUCCCCCGCAGGACCCAUGCCACAAGUCAAGCCAUGCGUGGCACCGCCAUGGUUGUUGUGUACCAGCACACGGCGUCGUGCGCAGCAGAAGCAGACCUGA